Messenger RNA from Dictyostelium discoideum AX4, 363 nucleotides. RefSeq names its product vacuolar H+ ATPase F subunit (gene vatF). Gene Ontology annotation, molecular function: proton-transporting ATPase activity, rotational mechanism. Gene Ontology annotation, biological process: proton transmembrane transport; monoatomic ion transmembrane transport. Bases 1 to 363 code for a protein of 120 amino acids. NCBI's taxonomy places the organism in Eukaryota, Evosea, Eumycetozoa, Dictyosteliales, Dictyosteliaceae. Gene Ontology annotation, cellular component: proton-transporting V-type ATPase, V1 domain. The transcript is spliced from 4 exons. The record is from RefSeq and is a predicted model, not a curated record.
AUGGCCACAAAAAGUUUGUCAGAAACAGCAUUAGUUGCAGUCAUUGGUGAUGAAGAUGUCGUCACUGGUUUCCUUUUAGCAGGUGUUGGACAAAAAGAUAAAAAGAAAAACGAAAACUUUUUAGUUGUUGACAGUAAAACCAGUCAAGCUAAAAUUGAAACAGCAUUCAAAUCAUUCACUACUAGAAACGAUAUUGCAAUUAUUAUGAUUACACAAAAAGUUGCAGAUGAAAUCCGUUAUUUAAUUGAUGAAUAUCAUCAAGUAAUUCCAACUAUUUUAGAGAUCCCAUCAAAAGAUCAUCCAUAUGAUCCAAAGAAAGACAGUGUUAUGUUAAAAGUUAAGAAAAUGACUGGUUCUGAUUAA